Peromyscus leucopus (white-footed mouse) is the source of this 711-nucleotide messenger RNA. Its product is annotated as acidic proline-rich protein PRP25-like. The transcript has 2 exons. Lineage: Eukaryota; Metazoa; Chordata; Mammalia; Rodentia; Cricetidae. Bases 22 to 711 code for a protein of 229 amino acids. The record is from RefSeq and is a predicted model, not a curated record.
UAAAGGCAGCUACCCCACUGCAUGCAGCACAGACUUGGAAGAAACUCCAGAGCCUCCUCCAAGAUGCUGGUUGUCCUACUCACAGUGGCCUUGCUGGCCCUGAGCUCUACUCAGCGCUUCAGUGAAGGAUUCCCCCAAGGACCCCCUCCCAAGCAAGGUUUUGGUCCUCAGCAAGGCCCACCCCAGCAAGGUCAGCAACAGAACCGGCCCCCUCAGCCAGGAAACCAUCAAGGCCCACCCCAACAGGGAGGCCCACAGCAGAACCAAGGCCCUCAGCCUGGAAACCAUCAAGGCCCACCCCAACAAGGAGGCCCACAGCAGAACCAAGGCCCUCAGCCUGGAAACCAUCAAGGACCACCCCAACAGGGAGGACCACAGCAGAACCAAGGCCCUCAGCCUGGAAACCAGCAAGGCCCACCCCAACAGGGAGGACCACAGCAGAACCAAGGCCCUCAGCCUGGAAACCAGCAAGGCCCACCCCAACAGGGAGGACCACAGCAGAACCGACCCCCUCAGCCUGGAAACCAGCAAGGCCCACCCCAACAAGGAGGACCACAGCAGAACCAAGGCCCUCAGCCUGGAAACCAGCAAGGACCAACCCAACAAGGAGGACCACAGCAGAACCAAGGUCCUCAGCCUGGAAACCAUCAAGGACCACCCCAACAGGGAGGCAGACCUCAGGGACCUUCCCAGGGCCAGCGUCCUCAGUAA